AUGGGAGUUGGUUCGUUUCUUGAACCUCUCGUCGUGGUGACUCUCCUCUUUGGGGGCGCCUACUUCAACCGCAGCAAGGACUACAACUUCUGGACCAACAAGUCGGGCUUCGCCAGCCUCAAAAGCUACAAGCGUUCCGAUGACCUACCGAAACGAGACUCAACCGAGAGUUUGAUGAGUGGAUGGAGUGGUUCACGCUCGCCGACUCUUGACUCUCAUAAGAAUGCCCAGUCGAGUCUGCGCCGUCGAAAGUUGCAAGUGUUUGGAUACAAGCGCAUCGUUUCUACACCAAACACACAAGUCUUUGAAGACCGUCUUCUAAGUCGACUUUUGAAGAAGCUGCCUUUCUUGGUCGAGUGCUGGUACUGGUUCCUCAUCUACUUUGUGUACCAGGUUGGCCGGGCCAUCACUGCCUUGACUCUCGAUGAGGGCAGUGUCGAUGUAGCUCGUCGACAUGCUCUUCAAAUCAUUCAUCUCGAACAGCGCCUUCAUAUCUUCUGGGAGGUCGACUUUCAAAAAUGGUUCCUUGCUCGGCCAACUAUUCUUCAUUGGAUCAACCGCAUCUACUCCUUCAUCCAUAUUCCCGGUACUAUCAUGUUCCUGGUGGUGCUAUACUACUUCACAACAACUCGCCAUCGCCGCUUUGCUGUUGGUAGUGUGCGUUACGACAACGUAACUGCUGGUCCUGCUUUGUAUGAAGCCCGUCGACGAACUAUGGCUAUGUGCAAUCUCAUUGCGUUUGUCGUCUUCACAAGCUGGCCCUGCAUGCCUCCUCGUCUUCUGAGUGAUCCCGAGUAUAAGGGUCCGGAUGCUAAUGAAUCCAAGAGCUUUGGUUUCAUCGACACUGUUCACAGUGGAACUGGUGAGAGCAGUGUCUGGACUACUAACAAAUUCUGUAAUCAAUAUGCUGCCAUGCCUUCAUUGCACUUUGGUUACUCUCUCCUCGUCGGCCUCACAGUCGUGACCAUCCCCAUUACCGGCCUACGACCCUCCUCGUGGAAACGAAUUAUCCUUGUUGCCGUGGGCAUGUCAUACCCAGCUCUGAUUCUGACUGCCAUUGUUGCAACAGCCAACCACUUUAUCCUCGACGCCGUAGCCGGUGCCAUGGUUUGCGCUAUUGCCUGGAACUGCAAUGACUUCCUGCUUAACUUUUGCAUUAUCGAGGACUACUUCCUAGCUUUGCUACGCCUUCACAAGCCAGUGAACUGGACAGAUCCUGAGACAGCCGUUGAGCCCGAAUUCCAGAGUGCUUUGAUGUCCGAGGAUGUCUAA
Molecule: messenger RNA, 1272 nt
Organism: Fusarium pseudograminearum CS3096
Lineage: Eukaryota; Fungi; Ascomycota; Sordariomycetes; Hypocreales; Nectriaceae
Exons: 2
Coding region: 1-1272 (423 amino acids)
Biological process (GO): inositol phosphoceramide metabolic process; sphingolipid biosynthetic process
Cellular component (GO): inositol phosphoceramide synthase complex
Molecular function (GO): inositol phosphoceramide synthase activity
Source: RefSeq, a predicted model, not a curated record